UUUUCGCAGCGCCCUCUACCUCGUGUAGUUUUGUAACGUCAUGUCUAUUUUAGGAAAUCCGACGCUUGGUCUUUUCGUUAGUUUUUAAGUCAAAACCCCGUCUCAAUUAGCGUGUAACUCGUGCAAAAGUGCCCCCCAACAGCCCCCUUGUGUCUGGUCCACGCCUUGCGGCGCUUCCCCUCGCCCCCCACAGCCCAAGAUGGUGGACGUCGAUAACCUCACCGACGCCGAGUUGCGUUCGAAACUCAUCGAAUUCGGUUUUCCCGUGAUGCCAAUCACCGGCACCACACGCAAAACCAUGGCAAAAAAACUGAAAAUGCUCCUGGAGAACAAGAACAAGAUCGGGAAAGACAACCGGCGCUCGUUGGGCCGCUACUCCAGCGAGGACGAGAGCGACAGUGACGCCAAAUCGAGCAAAAAAGACAAGUUCCGGCGCCAGACGAUGGCAGCCCCCUUGCCGCCGCCGUCUAGACGCAAGACCACCGUGGAGUCCAGCCCCGUGGAGCCCCCCGUGCGUAAAGAAGUGAAGACUACGACCACGACCACACGUACCAUGAAAAUACUACAAAGUGCCCAGGAUGAGUUUGAUACGGGGUCGGAGUCGGACGAAGUGGCCGAAAAGUACCGAAGUUUUCGGAAGGAAAGUCCCGAAAGUGUUAAGAAGGCGUCACCGAGUCGGCUACCGCCGAGCUUUGCUUCGGCUAGUAACGCCGCCGAGGCCGCCUCUGAUAGAAUCAGCCAAAUUCGGUCGAGAUUAUCUACGUAUAAUUAUGGGUUAGAUCGGAGUUAUUCCCCGAGUGAGGAGUUGUUGAAAGAUAAGGAAAAUACACCGUUUUUGAGCAAUUUUACGAAGAGAUUGUCACAACUGUCCGAAAGCCCCAAAAGCCCCAUUUAUGACUACAAGAACGAUAUUAUUAAGGAGAAUGACGUCAAUGGGGGCGCCACGUCACGGGCAUACCUCUCAAGUUACAGGGCUCCGCGGGGGCGCCCCAGCAGCUACGACCACAAGCCGCUCAACGAGAGCAUUCUGAAGAACAAUUUCGUGCCUUUUAUGGUGUUAGUGGUUGCGUUUUUGUUCUUUAUCAUCGUGGCUGUGGUCUAUUUGGGGAUUCGGUCCGAUACGGCCCUGGAGGUGUCUGCCACAAUCCCACAUUGUCUUAAAUCUAACAGUAAUAGCAAGAGAUUCGUGAAUUGUAUUUUGGAAGGUGAAGGCAAGUCGGCGCUGAAUUUGUUCGAAGUUUUAAAACCGGAAUUGAAUCGAAGAGCGUUGAUUAAUAAAUGCGAAGACUAUAAAGUUAAGCCCUAUAUGACUGAGCAGGAUAUUGUUACGUUUAUGAUUGAGAAUUUCGCAAUUAAAGAAGAAGGUCGGAUUUUGACCGAUUUGUAUAAUUUGGAAGUUUUAUCGUUUUUUAACCCUUCGUGGGGCGUUAGCGUCUUACAAUUGAACGAAGAUGGCGUUGCUUUCGACGAAAACAGCAUCGCAUCGGAUAUGAAUGAAGUGAAAGAGGGCCGCAAGUCCAAGGUCACUGCCCUUUUAUCCCGCAACCCUUACAUCCCCUGGAAAUGCUACUGUUACACCACCUUGUGGUCGUUCCUAAGCAUGCUGACGUCAUUUCUGGGCGCGGCUUUGCUCGUCUACUCCCUUAACUACGCCUUCAAGUGUUACAAACAAAUCCGCCAGAAGCAGCACGAAGAAGAAAUAUCAAUUGUCGAAAGUAUUAUAGACAUCCUUCAAACAAACGCUACGGAAAACGGCGACAAUUGCAUGAUAAUCAACCACGUCCGCGACAUGAUCCUCCCAAUCAACGAGCGUAAAAAUAAGCAGAAGUUGUGGAUGCGCGCCGUGCGCUACAUCCACGAGAACGAAUCGCGCAUCAGAACCGAGGAGAAGGUGGUGCAAGGGGAGGUGGAGCAGGUGUGGCGAUGGCUAGGCGGGGCUAAUAAUUUAAACACUUCCAAAAACAAAAGUUGGCAAGGCCAAGCGUUCGAAACGCAAGUUGGCUCUGUAAACAGUCUGCCAUACUCGCCGACGCCAUGUUUGAAAAUACGAGGGAUGGUCGAAGAUGGCGAUAGGAACACCCACGUGAUCAAGAAAGCAGUUUUGAGUAAAUGUGCACAACAGUGUCGGAUUUUGCACUGCGUUGUUGACACGAAUUCGAAUUGUGUCUACUUGAAGUGUGCGGAGCCGAGUGACGCUGCGGUGGCGUACAGGAAUCUGCACGGGUGGUGGUACGCGGGAAAUUUAGUCACUGUUAAAUAUGUGCGGCUGGAGAGGUAUAUGCAGAGGUUUCCCGAUUCGCCGGUCAGUGGGCCCCCGUUUUUACAAUAAUUUGGUUGUUUUUUCCAUUAUUUAUUAACAAAACGAACGUUUUUACUUUUACGACUGAUAGCGUGUUACUUGUUUCGUUGAAAAAUAGGUUAAGCAUUAACAAAUUCUAGGAAUAAUGUUGAUUUUAAGACAAUUUAAGUUCAUUCAGCUAGGAAAUUUAUAACUGUAUUUUUCAAUACGUAUUAAUAAAUUGUAUUUGUAUA
Molecule: messenger RNA, 2532 nt
Organism: Tribolium castaneum (red flour beetle)
Lineage: Eukaryota; Metazoa; Arthropoda; Insecta; Coleoptera; Tenebrionidae
Gene: MAN1
Product: MAN1
Exons: 8
Coding region: 200-2329 (709 amino acids)
Biological process (GO): negative regulation of BMP signaling pathway; nuclear envelope organization
Molecular function (GO): chromatin DNA binding
Source: RefSeq, a predicted model, not a curated record